AUGAACCUCAUUAACAUGGACGCGGAGAACCGGGUGGUUCUGAACGUGGGCGGGAUAAGACACGAAACCUACAAGGCGACGUUAAAAAAGAUUCCGGCUACGAGGCUGUCGAGGUUGACUGAAGCACUCGCUAACUACGACCCCAUCUUGAACGAGUAUUUCUUCGACAGACAUCCUGGAGUCUUUGCACAAGUUCUCAAUUACUACAGGACAGGGAAACUACAUUAUCCUACUGAUGUCUGCGGACCACUCUUUGAAGAGGAGCUGGAUUUUUGGGGCCUUGAUUCCAACCAGGUCGAACCUUGCUGUUGGAUGACAUAUACCCAGCAUCGAGAUACGCAGGAGACUUUGACAGUUCUAGACAAGUUAGACCUGGAUACAGAAAAACCAAGCGAUGAAGAACUAGCGAGAAAGUUCGGAUUCGAGGAGGCCUACGUAAAUGGCACUCUAACGUGGUGGCAAAAGGUCAAACCAAAAGUGUGGUCACUUUUUGAUGAACCCUACUCCUCAAAUGCUGCCAAGAUAAUCGGCGUAAUAUCCGUGUUCUUCAUCUGCGUCUCUAUUCUCUCGUUCUGUCUGAAGACCCACCCUGACAUGAGGGUACCAAUAAUCGUCAACAGGUCGGCAAAGGUUGGUAACGAGACAAAGUGGGUGUUGGACAAGACACACACGAAUGCCCACGACGCCUUCUUCUACAUUGAGUGCAUCUGCAAUGCCUGGUUUACACUCGAGUUCCUCAUAAGAAUAACAGCAAGUCCAAAUCGCUGUGACUUCAUCAAAAGCUCGGUCAACCUGAUCGACAUGAUUGCGACUUUGAGUUUCUACAUCGAUCUGGCCUUGCAAAAAUUUGCCUCACAUUUGGAGAACGCAGACAUCCUCGAGUUCUUCAGCAUCAUCAGGAUCAUGAGGCUCUUCAAAUUAACAAGGCAUUCUUCGGGAUUGAAAAUCCUUAUACAAACAUUCCGUGCCUCCGCAAAAGAACUUACCCUCCUGGUGUUCUUCCUGGUGCUCGGCAUCGUCAUCUUCGCGAGUCUGGUUUAUUACGCCGAGCGUAUACAGUACAAUCCUAAAAAUGACUUUAAGAGCAUACCGCUCGGCCUCUGGUGGGCUCUGGUCACAAUGACCACCGUCGGCUAUGGCGACAUGGUACCCAAAACAUACGUGGGGAUGUUCGUCGGCGCCCUCUGUGCCUUGGCCGGCGUACUCACGAUCGCCCUGCCAGUGCCCGUGAUCGUCAGCAAUUUUGCGAUGUAUUACAGUCACACGCAGGCGCGAGCUAAGCUCCCGAAGAAGAGACGUCGAGUUCUACCGGUGGAGCAACCCCGGGUUCGGGCACCCGGGGCCCCGGGGGUCGGCGCACCUGGAAGCGGACCUCCAGGUAGCGGACCACAAGCCGCAGUAACUAUAUUGAAGUAUUCAAAAUGCGAGAAAAACAACAAACUUGAUCUCCAAAUGCAUUAUACUCAUUUCAGAGAAAUUGAUUUUCUCGACACCAGACGAAAAUUUGACUACUAUGAUGACAGGAGAAACUCCAACCUGCGAACCAACGGGACCAAGACAACCGGAGGGUUGGGGUAA
Messenger RNA from Belonocnema kinseyi, 1578 nucleotides. It is a transcript of the gene Shaw, whose product is annotated as potassium voltage-gated channel protein Shaw. Gene Ontology annotation, biological process: potassium ion transmembrane transport; protein homooligomerization. Gene Ontology annotation, cellular component: axon; voltage-gated potassium channel complex; neuronal cell body membrane. The transcript has 5 exons. NCBI's taxonomy places the organism in Eukaryota, Metazoa, Arthropoda, Insecta, Hymenoptera, Cynipidae. Gene Ontology annotation, molecular function: protein binding; delayed rectifier potassium channel activity. The coding region runs from base 1 to 1578 and encodes 525 amino acids. The record is from RefSeq and is a predicted model, not a curated record.